Messenger RNA from Rotaria sordida, 405 nucleotides. Lineage: Eukaryota; Metazoa; Rotifera; Eurotatoria; Philodinida; Philodinidae. The record is from the annotation of a GenBank genome assembly.
AUGAUGCUGCUAGUUGCGUUAUUAUAUCUUGUUGUUCUUGUUAAUAGUAAACCAAUCCUCCCAAUCAAAGAUUAUACUGUGACAAGGAAAGUAAUAUAUACACAAGAUGCACCAGCACCUGUAGCACCAUUUAAUCAAGGUAUUCAAAUAAAUUAUAUGUUAUAUCUUACUGGACAAAUUGAAGCAGUCUUAAAUGCUGCUGGAUCUUCAGUUGAUCAAUUAGCUCAUUGUCUUAUUAUUUUAACAAAUAUUGAAGAAGAUUAUGAAAUAGUUAAUCAAAUGUAUUCACAAUGGUUUAAAUCACCUGAAUUUUAUCCUGCACGAUCAUCAAUGGGUGUUGUCAAAUUACCAUUCAAUGCCAAAGUAGCUAUUGAAUGUCAAGCUUAUACAACUAAAGAAAUCUAA